Messenger RNA from Aspergillus calidoustus, 1803 nucleotides. The record is from the annotation of a GenBank genome assembly. NCBI's taxonomy places the organism in Eukaryota, Fungi, Ascomycota, Eurotiomycetes, Eurotiales, Aspergillaceae.
AUGAGCAUAUCUCCCCCGUCAGGAAACCAUCAUCGGCGGCGGAGCUCUGUGCUCACGGGCGCUGGCCCAUCACAACCGCCCGCACUCGAGCAGAGGGAGGACAUUGGUCACAAAAGAGAAGAACCAAAACCGUCGGCUGCGGACGAUGCGGAUGUAUCAGAUCUCUCCUCUAUCGCGGAGAGCGAGGAAGGCCGUUAUAUGAGCUCCGAUGAUGAUUUUCCCGACGACGAAGAAACCGGCCUUACUGCGAACCAGAGGCGUCAGCGACGCCGACGAAGGAAGCAGCGCCGGCAAUUGGACGCUCGCAUAGCAGAUGUAAAAGCCUCGCGAUAUGACCCGUUCUCUUUCAGCACAGCAGAUCAGACUGUCAUCCGCAGACUGGCUGGCAACGCCGGGUUGAUUUUGUUAUGGUACUUCUUCUCGCUGGCGAUAUCAAUUUACAAUAAAUGGAUGUUUUCUCGAGAUGAUAACGAUAACGAAGUCUUCCCAUUCCCUCUUUUUACGACCAGCUUACAUAUGGCGGUCCAAUUUACGCUUUCUUCCCUUCUUUUAUACUUCAUUCCUUCUCUACGGCCCCAACAACCACCAUCUGUAUCUGGAUCUCCCGACCGACUAAGUUUAUCGGAGCCCAGACCGAUCCUCACAAAGUUCUUCUACUUCACUCGCCUCGUCCCUUGCGGCACAGCAACGUCCCUCGACAUCGGGCUCGGCAACAUGUCUCUCAAAUUCAUUACCCUUACCUUUCUCACGAUGUGUAAAUCAUCCGCUCUCGCCUUCGUUCUCUUGUUUGCAUUCGUCUUCCGUCUCGAAACUCCGUCCGUCAAACUGAUAGCUAUCAUCGCCACAAUGACCGUCGGAGUUGUAAUGAUGGUAGCUGGGGAAACGGCUUUCAAUGCUGUUGGCUUCGUCUUGAUCAUCGCCUCCGCCUUCUUUUCCGGUUUCCGAUGGGGAUUGACGCAAAUACUUCUAUUACGGCACCCGGCGACGGCGAAUCCGUUCUCGACCCUUUUCUUUCUUACCCCCGUCAUGUUCGUUUCUCUUAUCAUUAUCGCGCUCGCGGUCGAGGGACCGACGGAGAUUGUCGUCGGUCUGACUGCUCUCGCUGAUGCCCACGGGUUUGGCUGGGGUAUCUUACUACUCAUUUUUCCAGGUGUGCUGGCUUUCUGCAUGAUUUCGUCCGAAUUUGCGCUCCUUCAGCGCUCCUCGGUCGUCACCUUAAGUAUCUGCGGUAUAUUUAAGGAGGUCGUCACAAUCACUGCAGCAGGGGUAGUGUUCCACGAUAAGCUUACGGCCGUCAACAUCACCGGUCUAGUCGUCACAAUCGGCAGUAUUGCCACUUAUAACUAUAUGAAAAUCUCCAAAAUGCGGUCGGAAGCGAAAAACAACAACUGGGAGUCUAGUCCCACUUCCGACUCAGAGUAUGACUCGACUCCAAGACGUCAAGGGGAUUAUCAGCGGAUUGCCAAUCCGGAGACCUCCGAAUUGCAUCAACCAGGUUUAUGUAUGAACGAGGACAUCAACACUGAUUCAACCCAAGAUGUGGCUGCUGGGCGCUCUUUUCCCGCGUUGAGCGCUGGGAGAAGCAGCAAUGUUCACGGUCUCACAAUCAGCACAUCGAAUCUCAGUGAUCACGGCCGCGGUUCGUCACAUUCGCCGCUCGUACCAGGUCCGUCUCCUCUAAAAUCAGCGCCGCCAAUCAUCAUCUCCAUGGAAGAUGAAGUUCAGAGAACGGUUGGAAGGACCCUGAGCCCGAAUGAAAACGCUCAGCCAUCCUCAGGACGAGGAUCCCCAGCGAGCCGGUAA